AUGUUCUCGCGUGGUAGGGGAGCCAGCCGCGGCAUCCGGCGAGGCGGUUCCUCAGGCAGAGGCGGCAGGGGCGGAGGCCAUGCCGGCGGCGCUGGAGGGUACAGCGGACCGCCUGCGGAAGUGAUAGAGGCUGGAACAGUGUUACACGACUGCGAGGAGCAGCUAUUAGUCAAGAGCACGCUGCAGUCAGCUGUGCCCUACUUCAACGGGCGCAUAUUCCUGGCCAACAAGCAGGAAGUCGGGAAGGUCGACGAAAUCCUGGGCCCGGUCAACGAUUACUACUUCACGGUCACCCUGUUGACCGGAUUCAAGGCGCGAUCAUUCGAGCCCAACUCCGCUUUGUACAUCGACCCGCAGCAGACGCUGCCAGUGUCGCGUUUCCUGACCAAGCCCGCCACCGCGCAACCGAAGAAGCGGGUCAUCAAGGACAAGUCCUUCAAAAAACAAGGAGCCACUCGGGGCGGCAGAGGUGGCCGCGGAGGCUCAUUCGGCGCAGGAAGGGGGACUUCUACGUCCUUCCGAGGGGGUAUAUCGCGAGGCCGAGGCGGGAGCUUCAGAGGCCGCGGUGGCUAA
This is a messenger RNA of Babesia ovata, 573 nucleotides long. Its product is annotated as Gar1 RNA binding region containing protein. The coding region runs from base 1 to 573 and encodes 190 amino acids. Gene Ontology annotation, cellular component: box H/ACA snoRNP complex. Lineage: Eukaryota; Apicomplexa; Aconoidasida; Piroplasmida; Babesiidae. Gene Ontology annotation, biological process: snoRNA guided rRNA pseudouridine synthesis; ribosome biogenesis. Gene Ontology annotation, molecular function: box H/ACA snoRNA binding. The transcript has 4 exons. The record is from RefSeq and is a predicted model, not a curated record.